AAUAAAAAAAAAAGUGAAGGAAGAAGAAGAAGUAGUAGAAGCCAAGAGCAAAUCUAAUUCUCUGACUACUCUCACUUUCAUGUCGGAGACUUGCCGGAAUUUAAAGAAUUUCUUCAACGGAGACUGAAAAGCUUUCUCUUUUUUUCUUUCGUUAUCUUCGUUUUAGUGUUUUCCCCUUUGCUUACAUUUGAAGAAAUCGAGAGCAAGCGAUAGAGAGAGAGAGAGAGAGAGAGAGAGAGAGAGAGAGAGAGAGAGAGAGAGAGAGAGAGACAGUGAGAAAGAGAAAGAGAUGUAUGUAGUGACGCCUCCUCAAAGAUCCGGUUUUGGAUCCGACUGUGAUUUACGGGUUUAUCAAACAUGGAAAGGAAGCAAUAUAUUUUGUCUUCAAGGAAGGUUUAUUUUCGGGCCGGAUGUAAGAUCACUUGGUCUGACCAUAAGUCUUAUCGUGGUUCCUGUUACGAUUUUCUGCAUCUUCGUUGGUAGCAAACUAAUGGAGGACUUCUCUGAUAGUUGGGGAGUAUCAAUAGUCUUUGUUGCUGUUGUCUUCACCAUUUAUGAUUUAAUUCUGCUGAUGCUUACAUCCGGAAGAGAUCCAGGGAUUAUCCCAAGAAAUUCUCAUCCUCCAGAGCCUGAAGUUCUUGAUGGCAUCACGGGCUCGGGGACAAGCCAAACUCCAAGAUUGCAUCGCGUUAAAGAAGUAGAAGUUAAUGGCAAAAUAUUUAAGGUCAAGUACUGUGAUACCUGCAUGCUCUAUAGACCGCCUCGCUGCUCACAUUGUUCGAUUUGCAACAACUGUGUAGAAAGGUUUGACCAUCACUGUCCUUGGGUUGGUCAAUGUAUUGCCCAAAGGAACUAUCGAUUUUUCUUCAUGUUUGUCUUCUCCACGACUCUUCUCUGCAUAUAUGUGUUCGCCUUUUGUUGUGUCUAUAUAAGGAAGAUCAAAGAAUCUGAAGAUAUAACCAUCUUGAAAGCAAUGCUUAAAACUCCAGCUUCCAUUGCUCUGAUACUCUACACAUUCAUAUCGACGUUUUUCGUUGGGGGCUUAACAUGUUUUCAUCUCUAUCUCAUCAGCACAAAUCAGACUACAUAUGAGAAUUUCAGAUACAGUUAUGACAGGCUUAGCAACCCACAUAACAAAGGAGUGGUUGAUAACUUUAAAGAAAUCUUUUUCUCUCCAAUACCUCCUUCAAAGAACAACUUCAGGGCUAUGGUACCAAGGGAAAAUCCAAUGCCGCCGAGAUCAGUUGUUGGCGGUUUUAUGAGUCCAAACAUGGGAAAAGCCAAUGAUGAUAUUGAAAUGGGGAGGAAGGGCGUUUGGGCAAUGGCUGAGCAUGGUGAUGGCAAAAAUGGCAAUAACAAUGAACGGUUUCAUGUUAACGACAAUGAGUUAAACGAGUUAUCACCAGACAUGAGGACCAUAGUUGAUGGUGAUGAACAAAUCGAUAGGCCAAGCAAUCACCCGAGGAACGCAAACUGGGAAAUGUCACCAGAAGUUAUGGCCUUAUCAGCAAGAAGAGCUUAGAAACAAGUUAAGAGAAAAUUGAGAGGUGUUUUCAAAUGUUUGAUUUAUUGAUGUAUUGUGUGUUUACACGGUAAGCAAUUGUGAAUUGGUGUGAUUUUUCAGAUGUUAUGAGUAUUUUUAGUUGUGAUAUAAUUCAGACAGUUAAAUCUUUAAUCAUUGUGUGUUAGUGUAA
This is a messenger RNA of Arabidopsis lyrata subsp. lyrata, 1694 nucleotides long. Its product is annotated as probable protein S-acyltransferase 6. Bases 290 to 1522 code for a protein of 410 amino acids. Gene Ontology annotation, molecular function: protein-cysteine S-palmitoyltransferase activity. The record is from RefSeq and is a predicted model, not a curated record. The transcript has 5 exons. Lineage: Eukaryota; Viridiplantae; Streptophyta; Magnoliopsida; Brassicales; Brassicaceae. Gene Ontology annotation, cellular component: endoplasmic reticulum; Golgi apparatus. Gene Ontology annotation, biological process: protein targeting to membrane; peptidyl-L-cysteine S-palmitoylation.